AUUACACGUCUGUUUAUAAACCGGUAUAGAAUAAACGCGUGCGCCCCUUUUCUUCUUUGCCCAGGAUAAAAAGUGAAUCAGGCUUGAGUUGCAAAACCCUAAACCCCAAAAGCCGACGACAUCUGAACGUCUCCGAUGGCCACUGUACCGGUUAAUCCCAAACCAUUCUUGAACAAUUUAACUGGAAAGCAUGUCAUUGUCAAACUGAAGUGGGGAAUGGAAUACAAAGGGUUUCUCGUCUCUGUGGAUUCAUACAUGAACUUGCAGCUUGCAAACUCUGAAGAGUACAUUGAUGGGCAGUUCACAGGAAACCUCGGAGAGAUACUGAUCAGGUGCAAUAAUGUUCUAUAUAUGCGAGGGGUGCCAGAGGAUGAGGACCUAGAGGAUGCAGACCGCGACUAAAAGUCAACUUUCAUGUAUUUCUGCGACAAAUCAACCUGUACUUGAGUUGCUAGGGCCUAAAUGUUGUUAACAAGACUGAUACACUUAAAUUUUGUACUUACUAUUGUUAGCCAACAUCUGAUGUUUAUUGUGUCGUGUAAUAUCUUAUUUCUUAUAUUAUAAUUCUAGAUACUGGGUUGUAUUUUUCUA
This is a messenger RNA of Daucus carota subsp. sativus, 591 nucleotides long. RefSeq names its product probable small nuclear ribonucleoprotein F. Gene Ontology annotation, biological process: mRNA splicing, via spliceosome; spliceosomal snRNP assembly. Gene Ontology annotation, molecular function: RNA binding. The transcript has 5 exons. Lineage: Eukaryota; Viridiplantae; Streptophyta; Magnoliopsida; Apiales; Apiaceae. Gene Ontology annotation, cellular component: pICln-Sm protein complex; U1 snRNP; catalytic step 2 spliceosome. The coding region runs from base 136 to 402 and encodes 88 amino acids. The record is from RefSeq and is a predicted model, not a curated record.